Molecule: messenger RNA, 915 nt
Organism: Cuscuta campestris
Lineage: Eukaryota; Viridiplantae; Streptophyta; Magnoliopsida; Solanales; Convolvulaceae
Source: the annotation of a GenBank genome assembly
GACUAACAAUAAUGGAGUGGUAGAAAAACAUUGGCCCAUGUUCAAAUUGGACAGGCCCAAACAACAACAGGACAUUCUAGUGGGGAGAGGCAGCGAUUUAUUUCCCAUCUUUCUCGGAUUUUGUUUUGUUUUUGGUUUGGAAAUCGUAGCUGUGAUAGGGUUUUCAGAAAGCCGCCGCUCUUGUUGAUCAUAGAUGCAAAACCAAGAAGGAGGUCAGGGAGCAGGGCAAAUGACAUGUAUCUUCAGCAAGAAGCCCAUUUACCCAGAGGAUAAGAAGGCUGUUGAGUUCAAAGUUGCUCGAUUGGAUAGUGAUGGCCAUUGCACUGGGGAAAGCAUCCCGGUUGGCAUUUGUGCAUCCAUCCGAAAUAAGGGUAAAGCUGACUCCAGGUUUGAUGUUUUUAUGACUGUGAAGCAAGUGAGUGAUGGUCUUUGCAUUGGAAGACACUUUGACAAAUACUAUGAUCAGAUGAAACUUGAGAUGCAAGAGCCGAGGAAGGAAUACAAGGCAAGUGAAAUGAGCGGAGGGAAAAAAUGCAGCAACAACAACAACAACAACAUAGAAUCCCACAUAAGUAGGGUCAAGGGAGGAGCGGAAAAAAGCAACGGGAAGAAGAAGAAAAAUGGAAGAAGAAGAAAAAUGGGAAGAAUAACAUAAUUUCCCCCAACUACUCGUCAAGAGUAUCAUCUGAAUGUUAUGCCCAUUCCUGAAUCUGCCGCAUGGAACGAAGUAAACAGGUUUUUUGUUUGUUAUGCUAGUACGAAUGACACAUGAACUACUGUCAUUGCACUCGAAACUUUAUCUAAUCUCCUCAGUCAAAACUGUUCUUUGUUGAUCUACUUUUGUAGUAUCUUUAACUUUAUUAUUACAUGCGUUCAAUUUUUCAUCUUUAUUAUUCACGUGAUCUAAUUCUAAUA